AAUGAGAAAAGCACAAAUAGUUUUAGUUUUUGUUAUUUAGAUUUUGUGAUUUAGAGACAGCUGGACUAAUUCUGAAGUCAGAACCUUGAAGACUGCAAGAUGAACAGUCCACAGAGCUGCACAGAGGAUGAAGCUCCUGACGCUCAACAUGCAAAAUCAACCAAAGGGUCAAAGGUCACCUCAGAGAGAAUAGCCCUGUCCGUUUUCAGUGUUCUCCUGGCAGCAGCUGUCAUUGUUAUUUACCGUCUCUCUGUUGAAAACUGGCUUAGCAGAAAAAAUCUCCAAACACUGAAUGAAGAGAAUGCAGCUUUGAGGAAAACUCUCACGGAAGUAAAAUCAUGCAGCAAUAAGCAUCUCACGUGUCCUGAAAUUCCUAAAGUGAAUAUAAACGGGCCAUGUGCAUGUGAUGAAGGCUGGGAUGAACAUGGAGGAAAGUGUUAUUACUUCUCCACCAAUAAAUCAUCCUGGACAGAGAGCAGAGAUGAAUGUAGGGCUAAAGGAGGCGACCUGGUUAAGAUAGAUAACUGGUGUGAGCAGAUUUUUCUAAGAACCAGAUUGAAUGGAAAAAUGGAGAACUUUGAAGACAUGUUCUGGAUUGGCCUGACAGAUGCAGUGGAAGAGGGCAGAUGGUUGUGGUUGGAUGGCUCACCACUAAACACAAGUUUGUCUUUUUGGGCUGACCAUGAGCCGGACAACUGGACUCAUGAAAAUCCUGAUGGAGAGCAUUGUGUAAGGCUGGGGGAAGAAGAAGGAGAAGAACCCCUGAAGACUUGGUAUGAUAAGUUUUGCAAAGCUCCUAAUAAGAGCAUAUGCGAAAAAUGGGUAAAAACAGAUUGACUGACUGUUUUAUUUCAAACAUAUAAAAAUAACUGAACUAACAAGAGAAUGCAUUGUAAAAGAUAUUGAGUGGUCAUGAAUAUCUGUGUGUACCACUCAAUUUAGAUGCUCAAAAAGUAGUAGGAUGAAAUUUACACCAUUUGAUCCUAGUCUAUUCACAUGCAAAAUACACACAUAAAACAAUAUAAGUUUACAAACUAAAAAGGCAAACUACAUUUUUACUUUGAGCUAUACACACUGUUAUUAACACGCUUCUAAAUCUCUGUGCCUUCUGAUAAAAAAAACACUUUAUUCUCUGUUUAAAAACUGAGUUCUGGUUGUACAUGUUUAAUAUGAAAGUGUAUUUCUGUAACACAUAUCCUAAUGAAUACUUUCAGCUUGGGUUACUCUCGCUCUAAUCAACAAAAAUGAAGACAGGGCUUCAUUAGAAUACAGUGAGACUUCUCAAUGACUAUAUUCAUGGAAUUUAUUGUUUUUUUGUUGUUUUUUUUAAAGGUAUGAAGUUAUGCAUUGAUGUACUUUUUUUUUUAAAAUUCCUCUAUAGAGUUCUUCCACAAACUAACUCCUGUGACUGUAAUGCUGGUAUUUUAUAUUUGUCCUUAUUACUGGCUUGAUGAACAGCCAGUAAUAAGGACAAUUAAGAUGAUUUGGUUUUAAAUGGCACAAGUUCUGAAAGUUGUGAGGCAAAGAUGUUUUUGCGGCCUUAAGCAUUAUUUGUGCAGUUCUGAGGUCAACCAAAUCUUAAACUUAAGAAUACCAAAUUUAAUUUUCAAAAAAGGAUUUGAUGGUUCUUUUGAAGUGGCUUUAUUUACUUUACUUUAUUUACUAUCCUUAUCACUCUUUUUUUGCAGAAUAUAUAAUGGAUGGGUGUUUGUUUUGUACCUAGAGCAGGGCUGUCAAAUGUACGGUGGCCCGCAGUACAACUGCAUCCGGUGUCAUGACCUAACAUCAUGUUGGUCAUGUGUGUUCAUGUGUCCGCCUCCUCCGACCAGAGGAUGGUUGUGGGUUUUUCUCUCUGUUCCCUCCUUGUGUGUCUUGAUCGAGUCAAAGGCUUGCUGAGUGGUUGGGUUGAAUUCAUUCCUGUUCCAGGAUUAGAUAAUUGGUUGUACAGCAAGCUGUGAACUACCAGAUGACAGCCACCUCGCCCCUCUGUCCUAGGCUCCACCACCCAAUAAACAGCCUGUGGUUCUGCUCAUUGCUUUUAGUGUUUCUGUGUGAAAAUCUUAGCCAAACAUUGUGUUAUUGAAUAUAAAUCGAGUUGUGUUUCUGGUUCUAAGAUGAGACCUAGCGAUGGCCCAAUGAAGCGUUCUCAUGCAUUGAAGCUUGUACUGAAAAAGGGUUUAACUGAUACACUGGGGUCCCAUGCCAGCCAUCUCUCUUAUACCGUUAGAAAUCUUGACGUUGUCCUUGACAGCUCUCUCAAAUUAGACAAACAAGUGUCCUCAGUUCCCUAUACAAAAUCCUUUUGUAUACUUUUAAAAUUUUAAAUAACUUGGCACCCAGUUACCCAACAGACCUUCUUGACGUGUAUAGCCCCAAGAGAGCGCUCAGAUCCUCUAACCAACUGCUCUUAGUGUAACAAAGGCCCCGACGAAAGACUAGAGGGGACCGAGCUUUUGCAAUUGCCGCACCUAAACUCUGGAAUAAUCUUCCUAUAAAUGUCUGCAUGUCAGAAUCCAUUCAAUCGUUCAAAUCACACUUAAACCUUACUUGUUCCAUCUUGCCUUUGAAGCAAAUUAGUUCAGACUUCCACCUGGUCUGCAUUUGUGCUGUUUAACUGUCACUGUAAUCGUUUUAAACUGUUAUUGUUGCCUUUUGUUGUAAUCUGCUUUGCUACCUUAUAUGAAGCACUUUCAUGGACACUGUCCUUUUUAAAUGUGCUAUAGAAAUAAAUAUUGAUUGAUUAA
Molecule: messenger RNA, 2744 nt
Organism: Haplochromis burtoni (Burton's mouthbrooder)
Lineage: Eukaryota; Metazoa; Chordata; Actinopteri; Cichliformes; Cichlidae
Product: hepatic lectin
Exons: 7
Coding region: 100-837 (245 amino acids)
Source: RefSeq, a predicted model, not a curated record